AUGCCUCCUCCCAUCAAAUGUUGCUUGGUGCACUUCUCAUGCAUGUUUUUUCCCCACUUCAUCCCUCUCACACAGUACCUGCUCUUGCACCCUCUCUUCCCUCCCCUCCCCCACAGACCCUGGAGUGACGAUCGGGAUUUUGCAAAGCAACCCACCCCUGCCAGCGGUGAUCGGGUUCCUGCAGGGAAUCACAGUGAGCCACUGGAGCUGGAGAGGAACCCCCUCAUUUCCUCAACUGCCCUUGCUCCUUUCCCCCACAGCCGCUGCCUGCCAGUGAUGGUUGGGUUCCUGCAGGGCAGCCCGGUGAGCCACUGGGAGUGGGGGAGUCAACCUGUGACAUACGCCCUCAUUGCUUUACACACCUUCUCCCCAUUCUUCCCCCUCCCCCACAGCCGCUGUUUUGAGACGCUCCUUCAAAAUCGUCUCCCUGGGGAGUGGAAGCCCGCUGCUGUCAAGCCAGGGAACAUUCUAGACUAUACUUCCCCUCCCCCAGACUAUACUUCCCCUCCCCCAGACUAUUCUUCCCCUUCCCCAGACUAUACUUCCCCUCCCCCAGACUAUACUUCCCCUCCCCCAGACUAUACUUCCCCUCCCCCAGACUAUACUUCCCCUCCCCCAGACUAUACUUCCCCUCCCCCAGACUAUACUUCCCCUCCCCCAGACUAUACUUCCCCUGCCCCAGACUAUACUUCCCCUCCCCCAGAGACGCACGACGUGCAGCGCUUCAAGAAUACAUUUGCCUUCAAGGCCUGCGCCUUCUUCAACGCCGUGCCGCUCACCUCCACCUCGCAGUUCGGCAUGCGUCUCUUCCAAGUCAAGCCCGCCCAUGCCGGCAAGAUGCUCUUCUUUGGGAGCAGUGUGGGCAAGGACUGA
Messenger RNA from Closterium sp. NIES-65, 873 nucleotides. NCBI's taxonomy places the organism in Eukaryota, Viridiplantae, Streptophyta, Zygnematophyceae, Desmidiales, Closteriaceae. The record is from the annotation of a GenBank genome assembly.